This is a messenger RNA of Parasteatoda tepidariorum (common house spider), 2471 nucleotides long. RefSeq lists its product as uncharacterized. NCBI's taxonomy places the organism in Eukaryota, Metazoa, Arthropoda, Arachnida, Araneae, Theridiidae. Gene Ontology annotation, cellular component: nucleus. The record is from RefSeq and is a predicted model, not a curated record. Gene Ontology annotation, molecular function: protein dimerization activity; DNA-binding transcription factor activity, RNA polymerase II-specific; E-box binding. Gene Ontology annotation, biological process: axon development; positive regulation of transcription by RNA polymerase II; sensory organ development.
UUCGGGGUUGGCCGGUUUUUCUUUGGGUGUAACCAUCUUAACUGAGAGCAAAGCAGUUUCAAAGCGAAGACUGCGUUGAAAUGCUUGGACAACAGCAACGCUUUAGGACCGCGGGGCUCCUCACUUUUAGAACUAGUGUCUUUCCUCAAUCAUAAAUUCGUUUUGGAUUACUUCGAAUUUUCGUCGGGUUUUUGUUCGGAACCGCGCCGGUGUACCUUCGGUUGACGAAAAAAUCUCUAAUGUAUUUAAAGAAUAUUCUGGACACAACGAAAAAGAUGCUGACAUUCUACAAAAAGGAGAUGUGAGAGGUACCUUGAAAGGGAAGGAAGCCGAGAGGAAUACUGGUGUUAAUCACUAAUCGGUGGUAUUUCGUCAAAUGUCAAGCUAUAAAGCAGCAAUUUGUGUUUAUACACGAAGACGAAAGCACGCAUCGAAAUUACCAGUACGAAAUAAAUACCAUUUGUAAUAUUGUUUUAGCAUACUCUUAACUGGAUCCACAAAAUUGAGUAUCAUAACUCUCGGAAAAUGGCUGUCAGUACGUCUUACGCUAUGGAAGACAAUGUUCUUCACACACCAAAGUUUGUCGAAACUAGUUUCGAUUUCAGUUCCAUAUUCGUUUCCAAAGAUCUCAACACUGAAAUCGAUGAUAGCAGUGACGCAAUAAACAUUACAGAUUGCCCAAUCGAUAUGUUAGACCAAAAAUCCAUGGACACAGACAACCUAGAAUCAUCUUCUUCUGCGGAAGAUUCCGUUGUGCCUGAAAGUGCAGAAAACGUCUCGAUAAAACUUCCCAACUACAAUCUGAGGCAGAGGUCUAUAAAGAACCGCAUCGAAACAGAAAUACGGCGGAAAAUAUCCAAAAAGACGCCGAAGCCAAAACAAAAACCGGCACCUCUGAGCAAAUACAGGAGAAGGACAGCAAACGCGCGUGAAAGAACUCGUAUGCAAGAGAUUAAUGAUGGAUUCGAGAAGCUCCGGAAGGUAGUGCCACAGUUUCCCACCAAGCCUGGCCAUGACAAUACAAAGUUGACAAAAAUAACCACUUUGAGACUAGCUGUGAACUACAUUGCAGCUCUCACUCAAAUCCUGGUUCAGGCAGACGCUGCAGGCAGCGGAACUGCACCUAAUGACAGGCUUGUGGACAACGUGAUGCACCAACACUCUUCCAUAGAUGCCAUAGAUUCUACAGAUCUCCUAGGGGCAGGGCUGGGCGCCGUAUAUGACUGUACCGAAUUUUUGGACGACUCUUUUGAUCUCAUUCUUAAGUCAGAUGGUGACAGCCUCCCACUUGAGUAAUGACAUAAAACGUGUAAUCAAAUAGUUCAUUAUUGUGCGUAACUCAGAAGAAAUGAGUGUGACUUAUCAACAUUAAAUGUGACUUAAACUCAAACUAUACAUUUGUUAUGUCUUUAUGCAGCACAUUUUUCAUGAUAGAUCGCUUAGUUUUGUGCUAUGAAUGUGACUUUUUAUUGAUUGUGCAACCCUAUGAAAACAUUAUUGAUUUCAUCAAAAGAGUGAGUUGAUCUUUUUAUAGGCAAUAUGCAUGUUUUUUUUCUUCAAAAAAUAAAUCACGAAAAAUUUGGCUUUUAAUAUUAGUGAAAUCGUAUUUGUGUGAUCAGGCAUGCAUGUAAUUUAUAUGUUAACUUAUAUACUUUAAAAUUGAAAAGAAAAAUAGAGUUAUGAAAACAAAAUUAAAUUUCUAAUAUGAAAUAUUGGUGCUAUGCUUUUAACAAUUAUAAAUUGUUUGGAAACAUUAUAUUAUAGUAUUGUUCAAAUGUCUUGAAAAAAAGGGUCAAGUUAAACAAUAUUAUCUUGAAAAAUGAGUUAUUUUUCGUCAAUAUAAUACUUAAUUAAGGACCAAGCAAUUUAGCAUAUUAUUGAAUCUUUUAUUCUGAGAUCGGCAAAACUUGCCAAAAGGUCAUGUUACAAAAUUCCUUUAUUUCUGCACUGGUAGCAUUCUGGAUGUUUAUUCGCCUUUAAACUUUGAAGAAAGCAGUAAUUUAAAGUUCUAAAUUAAUUCAGAAAAUAAAGAAUUCGUAUUUAAAACGAAAAUUAAUGCCAAAAUAUCUUCAGGCGAAAUAUUUUUAAAACAAUUCAAAGAAAAUGAACAUAUCAUUCAAUAUGAGCGACUAUUCAUAAAGUUCGAUAAAUAAUUCUGCAUUUGAAAUUAUUUAAUGGAGAAAAGUGAUGGAUUAUUACGGAUGCUGGAAUUCUCAGCAUUGUUUAAAAACUAUGUAUAGAAAUGUGAUUUUCCGGUGAUACAAUUUUUAUUCUUGAUUAUUUUUCUUAUGAAUAGAAAUAUUUGCUGGAAAAUGUAUGGCUGGUCAUAGAUUUUUCGCUUUAUGUGGUAAUCAAAACUUUUAAUAAUUUUUUUUUCGUUUUUUGUUUAUAAAUAUAUAUUAUCUUUCUGUGACUUGUAAAGAGAAAAUCAAUCAAAAAUAUUUCUAUACAUAUUUAUAAGAAUUUGAUUU